Messenger RNA from Micromonas pusilla CCMP1545, 1722 nucleotides. RefSeq lists its product as uncharacterized. NCBI's taxonomy places the organism in Eukaryota, Viridiplantae, Chlorophyta, Mamiellophyceae, Mamiellales, Mamiellaceae. Gene Ontology annotation, biological process: 7-methylguanosine mRNA capping; dephosphorylation. The annotation marks the transcript as partial. The record is from RefSeq and is a predicted model, not a curated record. The transcript has 4 exons. Gene Ontology annotation, molecular function: mRNA 5'-triphosphate monophosphatase activity; mRNA guanylyltransferase activity; ATP binding.
CCGCACGGCUGGAUCGGCGCGCCGCCGUGCGGCACGCUGACCUGCGACGUCUUCGUCCCGUCGAAGACGCCGCUGUCGCGGCGAUGGCACGACGGCGGGCGCGUCCCGCCGGAUCGUCGGUACCUUCCGUCCGACGCGCUCGCGGCCGCGAGCGCGGCGGCGUCGGGACGACCGGUGAAGCUCGUCGUGGACCUGACGAACAGCUCGCGGUAUUACGACCCGGUGGACUUUGAGAUUCACGGCGCGGCGCACGUCAAGGUUCCGUGCGUGGGGAAGGACGAGCCGCCGGAUCCCGUCGCGGUGUCGCACUUCGUCCACCUCGUGCAAAAGUUCAUCGCGAACCAAGCCGCCGCCGCCGCCGCGAAAGACGCGAAAGACGCGAACCCGAACGCCGCCGCGGCGCCAAAGCCCAACGCCGCCGGCGUCAUCCUCGUCCAUUGCACGCACGGGUUCAACCGGACCGGCGCGAUGCUCGUGCACUACAUGCAACGCGCGCGGAAGUGGCCGAAGCUCAACGAACACGUCGCGGAGUUCGCGCGGCACCGCCCCCCCGGCAUCUACAAGCCCGAGUACCUCAAGCUCCUCUUCGCGGAGUACCUCGAGCGGCGGUUCAGCACGACCAAGGACCCGCCGCUCCCGGAGUGGAAGCGGCGCGGAUGGUUGGCGGCGGCGGGAGGAGGAGGAGAAGACGGAACGUCAAUCGACGCGCCGCCGCUGGAGGACGCGGACGUCCCGCCGGGCGACCUCUUCGGCGACGAUAACGACGAAUACGCGGACGAGAUCAAACGCGUCGUCGCGUACCUCUGCGGCGCUAACCCGAACGCGACCGUCUUCCCCGGGUCGCAGCCGGUGUCGCUCGCGCGGGAUAACAUGCAGAUCAUCAAGCGGCGGGAGUACCACGUGACGUGGAAAGCGGACGGGACGCGGUACAUGCUGUUGCUCAUGAAGGACGGGACGUACUUGAUCGAUCGCAAGUUUGACGUUCGGAGAGUCUCGAUGCGGUUUCCAGCGCCGCUGAGACGGUUCGGGGUGGCGACGCAUCACGCGACGUUGCUCGACGGCGAGAUGGUGAUCGACGACCAGCGACGACGCUUCUUGGCGUAUGACAUGAUGGCGCUCAUGGGCGAGCGGUUGGUCGACCGACCGUUCGCGGAGCGGUUGGGGUUCAUCGGCGAGUACGUCGUCAAGCCGCGAAACGUCUUCCUUCUCGAGGCGGGUAAGAGCGGCGCGUACGACUUCAGUAAAGAGCCGUUCUCCACGCGCGCGAAAGACUUCUCGCCGCUGGCCGGCACGGAGAAGUUCGUCCGCGAUUUCAUCCCGAAGCUGUGCCACGAGUGCGACGGUCUGAUCUUCCAACCGUCGCGAGAGAAGUACGUCGUCGGGACGCUGGACGGGUUGCUCAAGUGGAAGUUUACGCAUCUGAACAGCGUGGAUUUCCGGCUGCGGGUCAACGUGCACGGCGGUCCAGAGCUGUUCCUCGGGUUGGACGACGACGGGCGCGCGGCGGACGGGACGCGUCCGGAGUUGAGGGAUCUCGACGGGAAGAUCGUGGAGUGCACGUGGGAUAAAACCGGGAACAAAAACCAAGGCGCGUGGAAGUAUCUGCGGAUACGGAGCGAUAAGGACACGCCAAACUUUCAGACCGUGUACAAGCACACGCUCAGGAGCAUUCUGGACGACAUCACGGACGAGGAGAUCAUAUCGUUCGUGGACGGCGUCGUG